Molecule: messenger RNA, 2280 nt
Organism: Lecanosticta acicola
Lineage: Eukaryota; Fungi; Ascomycota; Dothideomycetes; Mycosphaerellales; Mycosphaerellaceae
Source: the annotation of a GenBank genome assembly
AUGCCUCCCAAACGACAGUAUUCCAAGAUUCAGCAGGCAAGACACUACCUUUCCGGCGGCGGCGUGCUCAGAGAAGAUUCAGACGACGAACUGGGCGACGAAGACCAUCCCUGGGUAUGGAUCCGGGACGAGACUGGCAAGAAGAUCGUUGGCGCCCGUAAUGGGGACUUCGAGUGCUAUCUUGGAGAAGCGGUUCUUCUCAAAGCACCGUCGAAUAAUGAGGCUUGGGUUGCCAUACUACACGAAUUCCUGGAGGGAGAGGAAGAGGACGAUGACGGCGAGAUCACAACAGAAAAACGAGCGAGCAUGCUCUGGUUCUCGUCGGAGAAAGAGAUUCAGAGCAAGAAGAAGCGGACAGACUUUUUGAGCAACGAACUAUACAUCACUGCGCAUUUUGACGACAAUCCAAUUGAGUCGAUCAAUGGCAAAGCAACAGUGGUCUCCGAGACCGAGUUCAAUCGCAUGUACCCUUCCGGCAAGGUCCCGAGGAGCUCCAAGGCGUACGGCAAGACCUUUGUCUGCAGGAGAGGCGUCAAUGCAAAGACUACUACGUACACGGAGGAGUUCAAUUGGUACGAUGUGUACCGAGGAAAGCAGGACAUGGACAAUCUGGUAGAGUUGGUGGAGUCUCAGACCACGAAGACGCGGCGUCGCAAGGCCACGAAGAGCAACAAAGAGACCGACGACUUUGUCGUUAACGACGAUGAAUUUGACGGACCGGAAACACCCAGGAAGAGACGUAAAUUGACUUCUAACACUCCCACGCCGUCCAAAGCGAAGCAGCUUACGCCUCGAAAGUUCACCACUCCGUCAGGUCGCAAGAUUAUCACCAAGAAACCGCUGGAAUUCACACCUCUGGGGACUAGAAUGUUGUCCCUUUCGCAGACACAGUCAUCCCCUUAUCAGAUUGCCCGAUCCACCCUACACGUUUCGGCGGUGCCGCACGCUCUUCCAUGUCGAGAAGGAGAGUUCGACAACGUUUACUCACAUUUGGAAGCAGCAAUCUCCGCAGGUACUGGGUCAUGCAUCUACAUAUCAGGAACCCCUGGGACUGGAAAGACUGCAACAGUACGGGAAGUGGUAGCAAGUCUACAAGCAGCCACUGGCGAGGAGCAGUUAGAUGAUUUCUACUUCGUCGAGAUCAACGGAAUGAAAGUGACCGAACCUCAUCAAUCGUACAGCUUACUAUGGGAAGCCCUCAAGGGCGACAGAGUGAGUCCGGCUCACGCUCUGGAACUACUGGAACGAGAGUUCACUACUCCCAGCCCGCGGCGUGUGCCUUGCGUGGUGUUGAUGGACGAGCUUGAUCAACUGGUGACGCGGAACCAGGGCGUGAUGUACAACUUCUUCAACUGGCCUCAACUGCGACACUCACGCUUGAUCGUUCUGGCUGUCGCAAAUACCAUGGACUUGCCCGAACGUACCCUCUCCAACAAGAUCUCCAGCAGGCUAGGCCUGACGCGAAUAACAUUCCCAGGCUACACCCACAUCCAGCUCAUGACAAUCAUCCAAAGCCGUCUUGAAGGCGUUGGAAAAGUGAUCGUGGAUCCAGAUGCUGUUCAGUUCGCGAGCCGCAAAGUCGCUGCAGUUUCCGGUGACGCCCGACGUGCUCUGGAUAUUUGCAGACGAGCUGUGGAGAUUGCGGAACAAGAGACCGUACAAACGGAUCCAGGGAAAGAAAAUCAGGCCCCCGAUACACCAAGCAGGACGCCUGCACGCCACGAUCCUCCUGCUGCGAGGGUUCCUGCAGCACAGAAACAAGGCAUCGUGACAAUAGCCACCAUCAAGCGUGCGAUUAAUGAAGCCACUUCCACGCCUUUAGCAGCCCACCUCCGCUCGCUGCCCCUGGCAAAUAAACUCUUCCUGGCAGCCCUUCUUGCGCGACUGCGACGCACGGGUAUCGUUGAGUCCACGUUGGCAGAUGUAGUGGAUGAAGCACGUCGGAUGAGCACCAUGGCGCAAAACAAGAACAUUGUGGAGUACCUGUUGACCCCCGACUCUAUCCCCGAGCAACAGCCCGACGACGACAUCGGAGGCUCAUUGGCGGCGAACACGCCUUCGAAGCGUGGCCGUCCGGCAGCCAAAAAAGAGAUGGAGCGAGCGGCAAGGGUCCUUGGUUUCGGAUCAGCAGCGCGGGAGCUUGCGGACGCUGGCAUCAUUGGCGUUGAAAGUAGACAUGGAGACCGUGUGGGCAGAGUCCGGCUCGGUGUAGGCGAGGAAGACGUUCGAGAUGCAUUGAGGGUAGAUGAAGAAUGUCGAGGACUCGGGUUCGGCAUCUGA